Ziziphus jujuba (common jujube) is the source of this 2765-nucleotide messenger RNA. Its product is annotated as dolichyl-diphosphooligosaccharide--protein glycosyltransferase subunit STT3A. The transcript is spliced from 23 exons. Gene Ontology annotation, molecular function: oligosaccharyl transferase activity. The record is from RefSeq and is a predicted model, not a curated record. Lineage: Eukaryota; Viridiplantae; Streptophyta; Magnoliopsida; Rosales; Rhamnaceae. Gene Ontology annotation, cellular component: membrane. Bases 93 to 2423 code for a protein of 776 amino acids.
UCUACUCACAUAGCCCACACAAACCCCUUCAGUCGCCCCCGAACACACGCACACAAAGACACAUCAAGCUCAGCGCUCGAUUUCGGCCGUCAAUGGCGGCCUCUGAGACCUCCAAUGGGACUACCUUAAGGCAUGCUUUUGGAAAUGUCUUCGCAUUAUUCAUCCUUCUAUUAAUCGGUGUUCUCGCGUUCUCGAUCCGAUUAUUCUCUGUCAUUAAGUAUGAGAGUGUCAUUCAUGAGUUUGAUCCUUAUUUUAAUUACAGAGUUACUCAGUUUCUGACUAAGAAGGGGAUAUAUGAUUUUUGGAACUGGUUUGAUGAUCGGACAUGGUAUCCUCUUGGUCGUGUGAUUGGUGGUACUGUUUUCCCUGGAUUGACCUUGACAGCAGGAACCAUUUGGUGGAUAGUAAACUCUUUGAACAUUCCUCUAUCAGUGGAAACUGUAUGUGUUUUUACUGCACCUAUAUUCUCAGCUUUUGCUUCAUGGGCAACUUACCUUCUGACUAAGGAAGUCAAGGGUGUUGGUGCUGGGCUGACUGCUGCAGCACUUUUGGCCAUGGUUCCAUCAUACAUAUCUCGAUCUGUGGCUGGAAGUUAUGACAAUGAAGCUGUAGCAAUAUUUGCUUUGAUCUUCACUUUCUAUCUUUAUAUAAAGACACUAAAUACAGGUUCCCUCUUUUAUGCAACUUUAAACGCCAUAGCAUACUUUUACAUGGUUUGCUCUUGGGGAGGCUACACCUUUAUCAUUAAUCUUAUUCCAAUGCAUGUCCUUCUGUGCAUUGUAACUGGACGCUACUCUUCUCGACUGUACAUUGCUUAUGCUCCUCUUGUUGUCUUGGGAACAUUAUUAGCUGCAUUAGUACCUGUAGUUGGAUUCAACGCAGUGAUGACAUCGGAACAUUUUGCCUCCUUCUUGGUUUUCAUUAUUAUCCAUGUGGUGGCUCUUGUAUAUUAUAUCAAAGGGGUCCUCUCUCCAAGAAUGUUUAAAGUAGCUGUCACACUUGUUUUAUCUGUUGGCCUGGUUGUGUGUUUUGCUGUAAUUGCAGUACUCGUAGCUCUGGUAGCCUCCAGCCCAACAAAGGGAUGGAGUGGAAGAAGCCUGAGUCUACUUGAUCCAACAUAUGCAAGCAAGUACAUACCAAUUAUUGCCAGUGUUAGUGAGCAUCAGCCCCCUACUUGGCCUUCUUACUUUAUGGACAUCAAUGUUUUAGCAUUCUUGGUUCCAGCUGGGAUUAUUGCAUGCUUUUCACCUUUAUCUGAUGCAAGCUCUUUUGUGAUCCUCUAUAUUGUAACAUCAGUUUAUUUUUCUGGAGUCAUGGUGCGCCUUAUGCUGGUUCUUGCUCCAGCAGCCUGCAUCAUGUCUGGGAUUGCUCUCUCUGAAGCUUUUGAAGUUUUCACACGAUCAAUCAAGUUUCAGUUACCUGGAGCACCAAUAGAUUCCCAAGUUGAUGCAGGGGAUAAAAGCUCUGAUAACACCACAGCACAGAACGAUGUGGCAAAGACUGAAAAAAGUGAAGAUACAAUAAAGGAGCGACCUUCAAGAAAGAACAAGAAGAAGGAAAAGGAGCCUGUGGGACAGCCAUCUGUCAAGUCUAGAUUUGAGAAGAGGCUUCUGGUUUUACCAUUGGAGGCAUCUAUAUUGGCUAUUUUCUUGCUUGUGUUGCUUGGGGCCUUCUAUGUGGUUCAUUCUGUCUGGGCAGCAGCAGAAGCUUACUCAGCCCCAUCUAUUGUUCUAACAUCUCAUUCGCAUGAUGGUCUCCAUGUUUUUGAUGAUUUUAGAGAGGCUUAUGCAUGGUUAAGCCACAAUACGGAGGUGGAUGAUAAAGUUGCAUCUUGGUGGGAUUAUGGGUACCAAACUACUGCAAUGGCUAAUCGUACUGUCAUUGUUGACAAUAAUACCUGGAACAACACACAUAUUGCAACUGUCGGUACUGCCAUGUCUUCUCCAGAGAAGGCAGCUUGGGAAAUAUUUAAUUCAUUGGAUGUAAAAUAUGUUCUUGUUGUUUUUGGAGGUCUGGUUGGCUACCCAAGUGAUGAUAUAAAUAAGUUCCUGUGGAUGGUCCGUAUAGGUGGGGGUGUAUUCCCUCACAUAAAGGAACCUGAUUACCUAAGAGAUGGUCAGUAUCGGAUUGAUUCUCAGGCCACUCCGACCAUGCUGAAUUGCCUCAUGUACAAACUCUCAUAUUACAGGUUUGUGGAGACAGAUGGUAAAGGCUUUGAUAGAGUGAGGCGGACAGAAAUUGGGAAGAAAUAUUUCAAACUCAACUAUUUUGAAGAGGUCUUCACGACUCACCAUUGGAUGGUUCGGAUAUACAAACUGAAACCUCCAAAGAACAGGAUUCGGGGGAAGACAAAGAAAUCCAAAUCGAAAACAAGCUCAAAAACUGGUAAAAGAAGCGGAACAAAGAAGAAUCCUUGGCAUUGAAAGCCAACUAUCCCUUCAAAAUGAGCAGAUCUCUGAGUAACUUUUAUCUUUUAAUCCAUAUUAAUCAGGGCCUUUAGAGAGUGAUUGGUGUAGGCAUAGUGGUGAUCAUUUCUUUAGAGAGAUGAUAAUGAUCGACAAUGAUUUUGCAGGCUCAUAUCAGGAUCUUGUAUACUUGUGUUUGUUUUGUUUUUUUUUUUUUUACAAUGUAAUCUUUUUUAACACAUUGUUAGGUACGAAAAAUGGAAAAGGAAGAACUCAAAAAUUUUGGUUAAGUUGCUUCGGCUCCUUAUCAAUCAUAACAUGAUAACAGUGAUAUAAUGAGUUUGUACCUUUGAAGGGCCA